Molecule: messenger RNA, 525 nt
Organism: Rhipicephalus microplus (southern cattle tick)
Lineage: Eukaryota; Metazoa; Arthropoda; Arachnida; Ixodida; Ixodidae
Product: acetylcholinesterase
Biological process (GO): choline metabolic process; acetylcholine catabolic process
Cellular component (GO): plasma membrane
Molecular function (GO): acetylcholinesterase activity
Source: RefSeq, a predicted model, not a curated record
CGUUGCUAACAGUCUUCUUGAGUGAAACCCGAAUGCAUCAAUACAAACACUCGCGGCAGUACAGUAUUGAUCUCACCGGAGCCGUGGUUCAGGAGUCGUCACUUUGACGAAACACGCUCUCGGCCUUGCCAGGAGGUAUGUCCCAUGUCUGACCUGGCCGAGCUGCUGCAAGCCUUGGAAAACCGCGUGUACGUCUACGUGCUCGGCUACCGGCCCAGGUACUCGAGCUGGCCCGACGUGACCGAGGCUGUCCGCUUCGAGGACAUGCAUCUGGUGUUCGGCAUGCCAUUCAGGCCCGGUGUGCCUUCGCGCGAGCUCGACAAGCAGUGGUCCCGCACCAUGAUAAAUGUGUGGUCCACUUUCGCGCACACUGGCAAAGCGCCUGCGCUGGACGAUUCGCGGUGGCCAGUAUACGACCCUCUGCAGCCCUCCUACAUGAAGCUGGGUGCAGAUGGCGUGAACAUGGAGCGCGACACCAAACGGCCGCGCUGCGACUUCCUGAGAAGCCACCGCAAACCGCACUGA